Molecule: messenger RNA, 590 nt
Organism: Pecten maximus
Lineage: Eukaryota; Metazoa; Mollusca; Bivalvia; Pectinida; Pectinidae
Product: thyroglobulin-like
Exons: 4
Coding region: 47-550 (167 amino acids)
Biological process (GO): cell-matrix adhesion
Cellular component (GO): basement membrane
Source: RefSeq, a predicted model, not a curated record
UGUCCGAGAAAUCAUUCUAUCAGACCGGUCAGUAUAGAAACACAAGAUGAAAUUUGUCAUUAUUUUCCUUCUCCUUGUCGUUGGCAUUGCUUAUGCUGAUGAAACAGCUCCAGAUUCGGAUGCCGAAGAUGACGAGGAUACCAUCACUUGCCAGGAUAAACUGGACGCCAUUGAAGCCGAGAUAGCGGAAGUAAUAGAACAGACUGGGUCUUACCCUAUAGGGUCUCUAAAACCUCAAUGUCUGGAGGACGGAUCAUAUGCUCCCCGUCAAUGUCUUGGAUCCAUAUGUAACUGUGUAGCAGCGAAUGGUACUAUACUAACCGACGAUUUCAGUAUUGGCCAAGCUUUCAACACAGAUUGCUCAUGUGCACGCAACAAACACGAGUAUUCGACAUCGGGGAUGGUCGGCAAAUCAUUUAAGUGUACCGUCAUCGGCAGUUACGCCCCUGUGCAGUGUACCGGAAGUGUUUGCUACUGUAGUGAUAACCAUGGUGAACAAUUAGGCCAGCAAACCGUCAACAUCGAUUUAAUUGAUACCCUGAAAUGUUAAAAUAAUAAAAUAUGUAGAACAAGUGGCUGGUUUUGCUCAA